UGCCCACUGUCGAGCCAGAUGACCCGUGCCAGAUGACUCGGUGCCCGCUGUCAUGCCAGUUGUCUCGGAGCCCGCUGUCGUGCCUGAUGACUCGGAGCCCGCUGUCCUGCCAGUUGACUCGGUGCCCGCUGUCCUGCCAGUUGACUCGGUCCCCGCUGUCGUGUCAGUUGACCCGGAGCCUGCUGUCGUGCAAGAUGACUCGGUGCCGGCUGUCUUGCCAGAUGACUCGGUGCCCACGGUCUUGCCAGAUGACUCGGUGCCUGCUGUCUUGCCGGAUGACUCGGUGCCCGCUGUCUUGCCAGAUGACUCGGUACCCGCUGUUGUGCCAGAUGACUCGGUACCCACUGUCAUGCCAGAUGACUCGGUACCCGCUGUCGAGCUUGGUGACCCGGUGCCCGUGGUUCUGCUAGAUGGCUCGGUGCCUGCUGUCGUGCUUGGUGACCCAGUGCCCACGGUUCUGCUAGAUGGCUCAGUGCCUGCUGUCGUGCCAGAUGGCUCGGUGCCCGCUGUCGAGCUUGGUGACCCAGUGCCCGCUGACGUGCCAGAUGACUCGAUGCCCGCUGUCAUGCCAGAUGACUCGGUGCCCGCUGUCAUGCCAGAUGCCUCGGUGCCCGUUGUCGAGCUUGGUGACCCAGUGCCCGCGGUUCUG
Staurois parvus is the source of this 649-nucleotide messenger RNA. The record is from the annotation of a GenBank genome assembly. NCBI's taxonomy places the organism in Eukaryota, Metazoa, Chordata, Amphibia, Anura, Ranidae.